Fusarium sp. VM40 is the source of this 1884-nucleotide messenger RNA. NCBI's taxonomy places the organism in Eukaryota, Fungi, Ascomycota, Sordariomycetes, Hypocreales, Nectriaceae. The record is from the annotation of a GenBank genome assembly.
AUGGAUAUGGACCACAUGCAUCAUGAUCCCGGCCUGGGUAUGGAAGUUAACUAUGCCUUUGCUCGUGGAUACUGGUAUACCAUAGCCGGUGUUGUCAGCGCACUAGCAACCAUUCGUGGAAUUAACUACAUAGACGCACAGCAAAGAUUAAAAGCAUGUCGCGAUCCCUCAAUAGAUCAUCCAACCCGUCCCCGAGGACCCUUAAGUCAAGCAUGGGCAACAGCAACUGCCGUCGUUCGCGAGCUAGGUCAUCCGCAGUACCUCAUCACCACGAAAGGCCUUCAAUGGGCCACGCCACUCCCUCUUGGCCGGUGCAUCAUCCUGGCGUGCUACUGGGUCGUUGUUGUCUACUUGAUGAGCUGGAGGGUUUCCAAAAACGACGUCUACUACUGGGAACGCAUAGGUUAUCGUAACGCGUGGGUUACUCUGGCCCAGUUCCCACUGGUCUACCUCUUAUCUACCAAGGUCAACGUUAUCGGAUUUCUUACAGGAACCAGCCACGAGAGGCUCAACUGGCUGCAUCGAUGGGUUGCGCGCACCAUGUUUGUCACUGCGACAGUUCACGGCUUUCACUUCUGGACUAUGUGGGUGCGCGCCGAGUUUCUCGAUUACGCCCUUGAGAUCAUGCCAUUGGUUAAGUAUGGGCUUGCAGCUUGGGCCAUUCUACUCUGGAACGUUAUCACUGGGAUCGUUCCCAUCCGCAGGCUUUCAUAUGAGGUUUGGGUGGCCCAGCAUGUGCUCACCAGUAUCAUCAUGCUAUGGCUGCUGCACAAGCAUAUUCCGGCAAACGCUCGUUGGCUUCUGUGGAUGAGUAUCUCGUUCCUCGUGUUUGACCGCGCCAUGAGAUGGAUUCUUCUGUUAUGGCAGAAUGUUCGCCUACGACCUCAAGGAACAGCUUGUCAAGGCAUGAAGCACCUCGGACACCGAGUCGCCGCCCGUGUUGUUGGGCCCGCAACGACAGUCAUCACUAUCAAAGACGUGCAUUUCGAGUGGAAGGCCGGACAGCAUAUUUACCUAUGGCUCCCACGCCUUGGCCCCUUUGAAGCGCAUCCUUACACAAUCGCUUGUGCGCACAAGCUCGACGGAACCUGCUGCUGCAACAGCAUCCAGCUUGUCGUGCGUGCUCAUAAUGGAUUCUCGAAAAGAAUACAUGAAUACGCGACCAAAAACUCAACAUCCGAUCUUACGGGCUUUGUUUCGGGACCAUACGGUGUUCCUCCACAAUGGAACAUUUACGAGACGUUGGUGCUAAUCGGAGCAUCUACCGGAGCAAGUUUUGUGGUUCCCAUACUUGAGAGCGUUGCUGCGGCCCAGAAAUCAAACUGUACGCGAAGAGUUGAAGUCAUUCUUGUCGCCAGAACAGCUGAGGAGAUUAGAUAUUAUGUUGAAAGAGCAGAGGAGGCUGGCAGAAUGGUGCGAGCAAAGGGCGUGGCUGUGAGCAUCCACAUCGCCAUAACAGGACCCAGCAAAAGCGAAGGCCCUAUUUUUAUCUCACGAGUCGACUCAGAAUCAUCAAGUCAAAGCGAUCUGGACGAUAUUCAGCCAACAAAGGAUUCAACAGGCUGCUGCUGCAGCGGCCCAACAGAGAAAGGAACUGCCGAGAAAGGGUGUCCAAGCGACUCGCCCUGUCGUGGCAAAGUAGCGGCCGAGGCAGUUGCAGCUCCAGAGCUCAUUCGUGAAUACACGUGCCGCCCAGACAUCGAGGCCAUGAUUCGCGAGCCGGUAGAGCAGGCUUGGGGGGAGACAGGGGUAUUUGUCUGCGGCGGGCGGGAGAUUGUGGCACGGACGAGGAAUUGCGUGAGUCGAUUGAGUGACGAGAGAGCUGUACAUAAGGGAACUGGUGCGCAAGGGAUAUAUCUUCAUGUCGAAGAAUAUUCCUUUUAG